Durotheca rogersii is the source of this 1427-nucleotide messenger RNA. RefSeq lists its product as uncharacterized. The transcript has 2 exons. The coding region runs from base 427 to 1059 and encodes 210 amino acids. NCBI's taxonomy places the organism in Eukaryota, Fungi, Ascomycota, Sordariomycetes, Xylariales, Xylariaceae. The record is from RefSeq and is a predicted model, not a curated record.
CAAUUUCCCACUUCGCAAACAGAGAAACCGAAAGAAGAACCAGGCCUGCUCUUCUCUUACCUAAUCGUCAUCUUCCGUCUGCCCUGUGACUCGACCAUCCGCUUCUCCCCCUGAUCAGCUCUUCUUCAUCAACAAUCCAGAAAGCACCGAAUCCCUCUUUCCCCUUGACACCGAUCUUCUCCCUCUUCCUCAUCCUACACGUCUAGCUCGUACUCGCAACCCUCUCGCCGCAGUGUAAUUAAUAGCUCAUCCCCUGCAUCGCUCUCACUACCUCCCAGCUCGCCCAACUCGCUUUUGAGAUAAACGUGCGAUACAACAACGCAGGCCAUCGGGGAUAUUCAUCUACCUCGAGGCAGCCCACCAAGACCAACAUCAUAAUAUCCCGCAUCGUAUUUCCCAAGACCGUUCCUGUACCGUCAGCCCACCAUGACCUUCGAGCAAGCCCGGGACCUCCGAAGCUCCGCCCAGGACUCGAAGCGAUUCAAGGAGCAUGCCGAGAAAUGGUCGCGGGGCACCCGGCCUUUAGCUGGACGUGUAGGUUCACUCCAAUCCCCGUGGGGCGACCCGGGCGACGUGGCCAUGGGCAUGGUCCACCACGAAAAGAUCCGACCUGAGCGGCAUUUGAGCCAUAUCCGCCUUCCAACCCCAAAUAUCGUCAAGCCGCGAGGAAGCGGGUUCGUUCGACACGACCUUCCGGGGAAUUAUUCCCGCGCCAAGCUGAACGCCUUGGAAGAGCUGCAUGACCAAUCAAGCGUCUCUCGAUCGAUCCACGACCUCCUGCCGUCACCCCACACACGACGAAGCCACAGCAUCUCCGAUAACAUACUAUACAGCUUCGAUAGGGCCGAAAGUCCGGGGAAGCCGCUGACGCUCGACGUAUUCGUCAAGACCAACCCCAAGGAGACGGAGAAAUUCGUCGAAAAGGAGUACGAAAUCCUCGACAACAACGGCGAUGCCCUCAAGGGCCGGAAGGCUCGUCAGAACCUCCGCCGCAAGAAUCGCGGACCAACGGCAGACGAGCCGGAGGUCAUCGAAGACGACGGCUUCGAAUUGCUGUAAGACGAGGUAAAUCGGAUCGCUUCGAGUGCUCGUAGUCCACUUUCACAAUACCGCGACUGCAUCCAUUCUUUUGCCUACAAGGUUCAUCGACGUUGUCGAUGCUCCUCCCAUUUUUUCUCCUUCCCGAAAGUGGGAUCGUCGGUGCGAUGCAGUACGCUUCGCCGUUCUUAUGGACCCGUCACGACCGAAACGAUUUUGAUUUAUUCGACUUCAACCGCAGCUGUGGUCUAGCAUUUCGGAGGAGUGUGCUGUUGGUGUUGGCAUUAGAUUUCUUCUCGCACAGUGUCCCUGUCGCCCCGAGCAUGCGCAUUUUAGACAGCAACAGGCUUCUGUACGAUGCAUAUCCUAUUCGGAGUUUUGGCAGGCGA